Doryrhamphus excisus (bluestripe pipefish) is the source of this 4135-nucleotide messenger RNA. NCBI's taxonomy places the organism in Eukaryota, Metazoa, Chordata, Actinopteri, Syngnathiformes, Syngnathidae. The record is from RefSeq and is a predicted model, not a curated record.
GAGUGCGUGUCCGAGGCAGGGACGUGCGUGAAGCUCUUUGCCUUCAUUAUGGAACGACACUUGAGGAGAACUUGUCUGUCAGCCGUUUCUCCGAGAUCACCGCAAUCCCUCCUGGCUGCUGGAGAAUGAGAUCUUGGCUCCGUGGACUCCUGCUCUGAUUGGUUACCUCACUUUGGGUUCCCCCUCCCCUUCCAGACUCUGCUCGCGCUCUCUUCCCCUUUGCAACUAAACCAGUCCAUAGUAUCUUCAGGCUUACCUGAGCCACAGCUGCAGGAACACUGGACCCCUCCUCCACAUGCACGCACACACACACACACACACACACACACACACACACACACACAGGUAGCCAGGCACCCCGGCCGGCAUCUCCACCAGCAGAUGUCAUCUUCACAUGAACCUCUGUGAGUUGCCUCCUGGAUUGUGGAGGACGUCUCUGCGGACGGACUAUUGAUCACUGAGGGACGAUACGGGGGCGCCAGAGCCGACACGCAGCAUGAUAUUGGGAGGUAUAAAUCGUGCCGGGGCAACGGUGCCAACAUUCCUGCGAACGCCAACGGUGAUCCAGCCCCACCUGGACAUGAAGCCCUUCCUUCAGUUCCCCAUGGAUACGCCCCCCCCACACAGCAUGAGCCUCUUCCACAACUUCAGCACAAUGGACCCGGUGCAGAAGGCUGUGAUCAACCACACCUUUGGAGUUCCACUGGUCAAGACCAAGCGGCCGGUCAUUUCCUGUAACGUCUGUCAGAUCCGUUUCAACUCCGAGAGUCAGGCAGAAGCCCAUUACAAAGGAAACCGCCAUGCCAGGAGAGUCAAAGGCAUUGAGACCUCCAAGAGUCGCUGUCAAGAUGGGGACAAGCCCUCACAGACCGUGACCCCCACCGCCUCGCCGUCUCCUCCCGGAGCCCUGGAACGUGGCGCUGAGAGCGAGCCCAGUAAACAAGAUGAAACACCGUCACUGCUAAAUGGGCCCCUGCUGGCCCCUAUGAGCACCCCCCCUACCCCACCCAUAGACUCCCCCGCGGCAUGCCCCCUCCUGCCUACGCCCACCCCUCCCAAUAGCUCCACUCCUUCCUCCUCAACGGGCUGCAACCCCCCCAACUCAGACCAACCCUCGGCCUCGGCGGCCAUCGCUAGCUCGGCCGGCCCGGAGACGGAGGAGGACAAAGCAAAGAAGCUGCUUUACUGCUCCUUGUGCAAAGUGGCUGUCAACUCCUUGUCACAGCUGGAAGCUCACAACAAAGGUACCAAACACAAAACCAUCUUGGAAGCACGAAGCGGGCUGGGCCCUAUCAAGGCUUAUCCACGUCUGGGCCCCAAGCUCAGUGGGGAGCAGGGAUGUGGGCUGUUGGAUCCAAACACUCAGGAAAGAACCUUCCACUGUGAGAUCUGCAAUGUGCGGGUCAAUUCUGAACUACAGCUCAAACAGCACAUAUCAAGUCGAAGGCACCGGGACGGCAUGGCAGGCAAGCCCAAUCCCCUCCUCAGCCGGCACAAGAAGCACCGGGGAGCUGAUCUGACGUCUUCUCUGACCUUCUCCAAGGAUCUCACCAAAGCUUUGGGGGCAGGACUUCUGCCCAGUCCCUUAGCUGUUGCCGCGGCAAUGGCCGCUGCCGCUUCCACGAACCCGCUGGCUCUCCGUGCGGCAGCUCCUGCGCCGCACCCGCACCCCCACCCGCACCACCAUCUACUGCAAGGACCGACUCUCAGCCAUGCUAUCCUGAGACCCGCCCCCGGGCCCAUCCGCACCACCCACGGACCCAUCCUCUUUUCCCCUUACUGACAUGUCAUGGCUGGGAUCAGCAACCCAAAAGCACACUGUGAAGAUACAAACCUGAUCCACAGACGGCAACUGAUCCAAACUUGGGGGGUGGGGGGCUGGGGGGGGCAAUGUCUAGAAGUACAACUUUAAAGCUCUCGUAUUUCCCUUUACCUGAAACUCUUCCUUCAUUCAAAGACUAGUCAGAAGCCUGCAGAUGGAACGGGCAGAGAAUAGAUAAUCAUGAUCACUGAACUCCUCGUACGUCCUGUCACUGUGGCCCCGCCCACCAUGAUGACCACAGAAACCACGCAUAUCUCGGCCAUCUUUGUUCUUCUGUCCCCAUAAAAAUAUGCACUUCCAAAAACAACAAUGGCGUUUUGUGGCUAGAGUAGCUCUGUGCGCUCGUGUACUUAGUGCUGGUUGGAGGUCUUCUCCAACGUUGGUCAUAUCUGCUACCAAGCUAGUGGCCAUGACCUGAGAAGGUGAGGUGAGAGUUAGAAGACCAGAGUCGUUGGAUGGCUCCACCUUGGUAAAGCAUACAGAAACGCAGGAAUAGAUUGUAGAGGCAAAAACCUUUCAGGAGUAGUUUGGGAGCUCCAGUAGGACCAUCAGUGUUCACGUGAUGCUGGUUGACGUAGUAGAUGAUUUGUUGAGCUUGUAUACUGUAGAGCUAAUUGAUACCCAGCAUGAUUGGCUCGGGAGUAGAAAAUAAAACACAUCUUAAGAGCAGCGAAUGUGGACCAUCUCAUCCGGCCAUUAGUCCAGUGCUUUUGACGAUAUGCUAUUUAUGGAAUUAAAUAGUAUGGAAUUAAUUCCAUAACUAUUGUACUAAGCAGCCAGAUAUUGAUGCUAUAUUUUCAAGUUCCAUUUCUAUUUCCAAAAAUAUUUAUUCAUCCUCGCUGUGGUACAAAUUUGAAGGUUCCGCUUUGCUUCGUGAUGCACCUUGGGGAGAGUUCACAUCAGGCUUACACGAUCCUCGGUCCACCAUCAUUAAUCCACACCGUGGGUGGCGAGGUUCCAUCUUGUGUGAGCUUAUGGAACCAAGUUUGCGUCAAACUCGUGUCCUCGAGUCCUUAUCCAUUUUCUCGCUCCUCGCCUCACCUUCUUCUCAAGGUUCACAUCAAAAAGAGGACACAUAAUAUUGGAAGCUAGCGCUACAAAGAAAGUUGAUGAAUGGAGCAGGGAUGGAGUUGAACCCCAGCGUGGUCCCCUCAACACGUUCUAUUUAGAAACAAAAGCCAUAAAACACACCAGGACUUGUUUUCUUCCACAAAGACUGCUUUGGUUUGACUUUGGCAUGAAUCCACGCAGAGAGUGGUGGUCCGCACUGUGGACCACCUGCAGACUCAGGAGUCACGACGGAUGCCGCAGCUGAGCUAUGGAGAUGUACACUGUGCCCGUUCAUGGGGAAGCAAAGAGCUCUAACGUCUUACCUUAUGUCUGAAUAUUGCAAUGCAAUGAGCAUUUUUGAAUUGUUAUCAUUGUGACAUUGUUAUAUGUUGUAUGGAAUUAUACGUUGGAGCCAGCAAACACACUUUUUGCUUUUUCCAUCCUUAGAAAGAGAUAAAGGUGGAUUUGUUUUCAGGGGUGGACCCUUCAUAUUAAAGGGCCUUUUAUUUACUUGGGUUAUCUCUGCUUGGGGAACAGGGUACAACGCCGGGCAUGGAGAGACACAUGUUGUAGGCUAGUUAGUUCUGAGGACCAUGAUCAAUGCCGUUACUGCAAGAGGGGGCUGGCCUUGUGUGUCCUUGUGUCCACCAUCGUGCUCUUUUUUUUUUGCAAGUAAGGAAGUAUUCCAGGGUCCGUGCUCUCCUUCCUGUUGGUGUGCGUAACAUGUGUUCUAAUGUGUGUUGGUACCUGCUCACUCCCACGUCCGGUUCCAAAGUGGCCUAACACGGGGCUGGAGAAGCUAACCUUACAACUUCAUCUAGUGGACUGCAAUCUGUCAGGUAGUGGCGCCACAUUUGAAGCGCUCAUAAUUAUCAUAAUUCACAAAUGGGAGGAAAUAUUCCAUUCUUAUUUUUGGCGCAGGUGUUUCAUGUUAGCUGUGUGUAGGCUACUAGCCUUAGCCUUAUUGUGCCCUCAAGUCUCUCCUGCGGCAGAGGGCGAGACAAGAGAGGCUAUGAUCUAACUUUGUCUUGCCAAUAAAGUUAUUUUGGAAUUUCAUUGUCAGACGGACAAAGAGUUUGUAUAGUGAACUGUAGCAAUACCUGACUCAUUCUGGCUCUUCUUGUUUCUUGCAAUAGGAGAAUGAACAAUACAUGUGUUUGUGUAUGACUAAAUCAUUGCUAUAAAUGUCAUUUAAAAAUGAAGAACAAACUUUAUGGUCAAUAAUGUUGGUAUCGAGGGACAUCAUGUUGGAGAAAAGUAACU